AUGGAGAUCCGGGGUUUGGCAUUCUUGCUUUUCCUCUGGGUCAUAUGGACGCUAUCGGGCCUCUGUGCCCUGAUUGCCUUGACUGUCAUCCCAGGCCAUGUAAAAUAUCCUUACAUCAGUGACACGGGACGAAUAUUCCCCGAAUCGGUGGUCUUUACAGUGGUCUUCUUAAUAUCUGCCCUUUUUGGAGCUGGCAACGCUUCCAUCAUGUACCGGUUCAUGAUCAUCCGGUCUGAACAAUCAGAGAGGCGACAUAUCAUCUGCCAGAGAAUCCUCUAUGUCGUUGCAUGGAUGGGCUGCAUUGGGACCAUUGUGACCGCCAUAGUUUCGAUGAGGAUCAGUCCUACAGUCCACAGGAUCGGCGCAGGACCGGCAUUUUUCUUUUGUGCCGUUUACAACCUAGGUCAAGCUGUAUGCCUGUACAAGAAAUCCUUCAGCAGUCGCCGCCUAUGCCACAUUAGAUUGGCAUCAACCUUGGUGCCCAUUGUGGGCCUGCUGACCUUUUCUGUGUGUAUGACCAUCGGCUUCUUCCAGCUUCUUCCAUGUACUGGCCGAUGUGAAGAGGUGAGUUCAUGCUCCUAUCUCACCUCCAUCUUCCCAUCUCACUCCAUAUAG
Molecule: messenger RNA, 615 nt
Organism: Bufo bufo (common toad)
Lineage: Eukaryota; Metazoa; Chordata; Amphibia; Anura; Bufonidae
Product: DNA damage-regulated autophagy modulator protein 1-like
Exons: 5
Coding region: 1-615 (204 amino acids)
Biological process (GO): regulation of autophagy; photoreceptor cell maintenance
Cellular component (GO): lysosome
Source: RefSeq, a predicted model, not a curated record